Trichechus manatus latirostris (Florida manatee) is the source of this 1643-nucleotide messenger RNA. RefSeq names its product asparaginase and isoaspartyl peptidase 1 (gene ASRGL1). Gene Ontology annotation, cellular component: cytoplasm. Gene Ontology annotation, molecular function: asparaginase activity; beta-aspartyl-peptidase activity. Bases 77 to 1003 code for a protein of 308 amino acids. The record is from RefSeq and is a predicted model, not a curated record. The transcript is spliced from 8 exons. Lineage: Eukaryota; Metazoa; Chordata; Mammalia; Sirenia; Trichechidae.
GCGGGGAAACCUGGAGGGUGUGCAGGCGGGCCCCGGCAGCCGGGGCCAGGCCUGCGGGUCGCUUGGAUCUGGCAACAUGAAUCCUGUCAUCGUGGUCCAUGGAGGCGGAUCCAGCAAUAUCUCGAAGGAUCGAAAAGAGUGUGUGCGCCAGGGGAUCAUGAGAGCUGCCACCGUGGGUUACAAUAUCCUCAAGGAAGGAGGGAGCGCAGUUGAUGCUGUAGAAGGAGCUGUGAUCAUACUCGAAAAUGAUCCCGAGUUCAACGCAGGUUGUGGGUCUGUCUUGAACGUAAAUGGUGACGUUGAAAUGGAUGCUAGUAUCAUGGAUGGGAAAGAUCUGUCCACAGGAGCAGUAUCUGCAGUCCGCUGUAUAGCAAAUCCCAUUAAACUUGCACGGCUUGUUAUGGAAAAGACACCUCAUUGCUUUCUGACUGACCAAGGCGCAGCAAAAUUUGCGGCAUCUAUGGGGAUUCCACAGAUUCCUGGAGAACAGCUGGUGACGGAGAGAAGCAUAAAGCGCCUGGAAAAGGAGAAGCGUGAGAAAGGGGCUCAGAAACCAGGCUGUAAUAAAAAUUUGGGAACCGUGGGUGCUGUUGCCUUGGACUGCAAAGGAAACGUAGCUUACGCAACCUCUACAGGGGGUAUCAUUAAUAAAAUGGUUGGCCGAGUUGGGGACUCACCAUGUGUAGGAUCCGGGGGUUAUGCUGACAACAACAUUGGAGCCAUCUCCACCACGGGGCACGGGGAGAGCAUCCUGAAGGUGAAUCUGGCCAGGCUCACUCUCUUCCACAUAGAACAAGGAAAAACGUUAGAAGAGGCUGCCAACCUGUCACUGGGUUACAUGAAGUCAAGGCUUAAAGGUUUAGGUGGUGUCAUCUUGGUCGACAAAACAGGAGGCUGGGUUGUAAAAUGGACCUCCACAUCCAUGCCCUGGGCAGCUGCGAAGGACGGCAAGCUGCACUCUGGAAUCGAUGUGGGCGAAACCACUACAGUUGACCUGGCCUAAACCCAUGGAAGAUUGUAUUCUAGAUGCUAGCUUGGAGUGUCCCCCCUCUAGCCAGCACACCUGAUCAGAGCCACAGACCCUCUGGGUCCUCACAGAGCGAGUAACCCAGCUCGAGACCUCUCCAGCCUCCAGAUCCUCCAGCCACUGAGAGGGGCAGGAGGGGCCGAUGGAUGUAGAGAUGACACAGUGACUUAACAUGCAGUCAUACUGUCCAGUGCUCUGGCGUGUCCCCUCUCACUGAAUUGAGUGUGUGUCCAGUGUGGUCAGCACGGUGAAGAACGUGAUUUCUUUGGUGGAGAGUGUUCCUAUUCCUCUCUCUUCACACUGUAUUCCUGCUGUGACAUAUCUGCUUGGUGUUUUAGUCUGGCAGGGCUUACUUCUGUCUGGAAAGAAAGUGCUUAACUUUAAAUUCCAUGUUCCACUAAUAAAGUGUAUUUUGAAAGAAUAACAGUGUGGUUAGGAGUUACUGUUGACAAAGACCAGAAUGUACUUCUUGGCUUUCCCUUGGCUUCUCAACUCAGAUGGGGGCACUUGGUAAAGAGACCUUUUGAGAUAAGGGUGGUGUGUGGAUGUGGGUACGAUAACACAUCCUGUCUCAUGGAGUAUAUGAAAGUUUUUUUAGAAGAAUUGAGCUUUUUCU